GAAGUCCCAUCAGGUCCAUGAGACUUCCUCCCAAACAAGUGUGCAUAGGAUUGCCCCAUAAGGCUGCAAUCCUAUGCACAUGUUGCUGUGGGUACAUCCGUUGAAUGCAGUAGGGCGCAAUUCUGUGUAUUCAUGCUCAAGAUUAGGCUGUAUGAGGCCCGACAGCAUAACCCUAAAAUAAAUACAAUAAAACAGAAGAAUACUCUAGUCGUCAUACAGAGAAGGGAGAGGGCCGUGCACAGAAACAAAAAUUGUUUCCGUGCAAGGAAGGGAGGCCCAGCUGCCAGACCCUCAUGGCCAACACCGCUGGAGUGGCGGUGGCAGAAGAGAAGGCUCCACUGUGCUUUCUUUCCUUAAGAAGAAGACAAGCCCGGCAGCCGGACACCCCCAGCCCUCUCCCCGCUGCUCCCCAGAGGGAAAAGUGGGAAACUGGGCAGGUCGCAACCCUGCUAUUUGCCUGGUCCAGGUACCUCUUCCUUUCCAAGGUGUAGGAGCCCGGUUCUGUUUUUAUCUGGAUAAUGUAUCAGUUACUCUGCCUUUGCUGACCAGCAUGAAGGCAAAACCAAAAAGUAUUCCAGUUUCAAGCGAAUGAAUGUUUACCUUUUGUAUCUUUCAGUAUAUUGCACCAUGAAGUUCCUCCUCCGUGUUGCUUCUUGAGGAUCUGUGCUCAGAAAAUACAGACAGCAGUCCAUUGAGAAGAAGUGACCCCUAAUUCAAGGUUACUAAAUGAGUAUGCCCUUAAUGGGACGGGAGCCCUGUCCUCUUUUGUAUCUGGCCACACUAUGAAAGAGGUUUCUAAAGUUACGCUGGGUAGUAGAGAGGCUGGAUGGAGAGACAUUUUGCUUUGUCUUGCACUGCUAGAACUUGGGCUCAUCCAAUGAAAAUGGAGAUUCAGGACUAACUCAAGGAAGACCUUCUUCAGAUGGUGCAUAGCCUUUUUGUUUCUGGCCAUGCUUAUGUCUGUUUCUUUUAAUUGGGUGUACAAAGUUCUAAACAACUUGGGAGGGGGAGAUUUGAGCAAAUAUCUUCUCCCUCACCAACCUGAGUAGUUUCUGAGGUCAUCAUCACAUGAGACAAGUGGCUUGUUUGGCAGCCACUCUGAGUACAGUUUAAAGCACAUUGUUUCGCUCCCAAGCGAACUCUACAAUUGUGUUGCAUGUUCAUUGACUACUGAAGACAUCGGUAUUUAAACAAGCCUUCCCUGACUGCCCAGCUACAGUUUGAAUGGCAUGAUCUCUUUUUAAAACAUGUUUUAAUUCUGAAUAUUGAACAAUUCCCCCCUUCCUUUUUAUUGUUCACUGUUUGGGAACUGCAGUGAAUGCAGAGCGGUAUACAAAUCCUGCACAUAAAAAAAUGGGACCCACUGUUUCAAGAUCUGCACUAGCUUUAAAAUGCGAUAUGGCAAAUUGGGAGGCACUCCUAUGCUUGUUUUGAUAGAAGAAGGUUUGCUAGAGAGUCACAGGACUUCUCUUUUGGGCUAAAGAGGCACAGAUCUGUGCCCGAAAUGGAGGGAGAGAGGUUCGCCGGGGGCUCCUGCUGGCUCGUUGGAGCCUUAGGCUCAAAAGCCGGCCCUCUCAGCGUGCUGACCGUUGGGGCUGAACCGCAGGAGACGGUGGGUGGGAGUCCUCCUGGGGAGGGAAUCCCACCUUGUUCACACCGAGGUAGAUGAUCCUUAUAAUGGCAACCGCCAAACAGUAAAGAAAUAGCAUUUCUCCCAAAAACCAGCAAAUCUGUUCCUCGUCGUCCUCCUCCUCCGCACACUGAAUAUCUUUUUCAGGGAGAGGGUCCACGGCAUCUCUGCUUGAAUAUUGCCACCACAGAUGGAGCAGGGGGAACGCCAUUAUAGCCGCUUUCUUUAAGAUGGAAGGAAACGUCAAGUGAGGAAGCAGAGAGUUGCAAGAAGCGGCGGCGGCAUUGUAUACCUGGCAACUAAACGUUGCCAUCGGUUGACUGCGUAUGCUGUGACCCAGGGCGGGUAGAACCCGCACCUCACAUCAUUCUCAGAACUAUGGCAACAAGGAACAGAAGAGGAAUGCCCGCUCGACUAAACCGUUGGUGCCACACCUGGUUCCGCAAUUCGCUUUUGUGUGGGUGCAUCCAGGGUCUGCAUUCAUUGGUUUCCUCCAGACAAAUUAUAUCCCGCAGUUUCAAUAUCCAGGGUUGCUUAUUCUAAAAACGAUCAAGUACAAUAUGCGAUCGUCAGUGGAACUUAUCCAUCGCUCAUAAAAGCACAAUGCAGAUUAUAUUGUGAUACUCUUUGUGGGGCUGCUUUGAAAAAAGCCCAGAAAGGUCUGUCGGUCCAGCAUGCAGCAGCCCAUAUCGAACCUGGUGCAGGAUGAUCCGACUCAAUCAUCCCAGGGUGGUGCCCACGUGACUGGCUCCCACUCUGCUUCCAGGCUGGGUCUGGCGUGCCAGUCGUCUCCCUGAUCCUGCGAGGCCUGUGCUCAGGAUACCGUGAGCACCGCUGCCCUCCCUUCGAAGCUGCCCUUGCAUUCCCCUGGGCACUAAGAUCACAUCCACUGGACUAGCUCUCUGUUUGCUUCUGGCCUGUUCUAAGUGCUGGAUUUGAUCUUGUCUUUCAGGAUAUUUCUCCACAUGCGCCUGCCUAUGCCAGAAGUUCCUAAACAAAAGGCCUUUCUGCUUUUCUUCGGGUGGCAGGUGGCUAUGGAAGAAAGGACCUGCUUGGUGGUGACACCCCAGUUGUAGAAGGCUUGCCGGGCAUCCAUCCGUUUCCAUGCCCAGCAAAGAACUCAAGCUUGCAAUGCAAGGGGAACAAAGCCCGGCUGCUUCCCUCAUUGACAGAACCAUCAAGAUGAGGAAGGAAACAGAAGCGCGGAAGGUGGUGUUGGCGUGGGGGCUGCUUAACCUGUCAGUUGCUGGCAUGAUUUAUACGGAAAUGUCUGGGAAACUAAUAAGCUCCUAUUAUAAUAUCUCAUGCUGGUUACUCUGGUAUAUUGAACUUGCAUUCGCAUCUUUGUUCAGUCUCAAUGCUUUAUUUGAUUUCUGGAGGUACUUUAAAUACACUGUGGCCCCAACCAGCUUGGUUAUGAGUCCUGGACAGCAAACCCUUCUCGGAUUACAGAACGCAGCUGUCCAGACGACUCCACCACGUGAACUGGUGCCAAAGAAGACCCCUCCGUCGACACCCUCUUCCCCCAUCCAGGGCCAGAGUGUUUUAAGCUACAGCCCUUCCCGCUCGCCUAGUGCCAGCCCCAAAUUUACCAUGUCUGGCUACAGCCCCCAGCUUCAGACUCUGCCUGGCAGCAGUGGGUCUUACAGUGCCGCUAUGACUUACUCCCCGGGCAGCGGCUACAACAAGGUGCCACCAUUCAGCGUGUCCCCAGCAUCCGCCCCGUACCCCACCAGCGUCGGUCCCAUGGAAAGCAGCGGGAUCAGGUCACGAUACCGCACCUCACCCAUGGUCUACAGUUCCCCUGUGGGCAAGGAAGACUACAUGACCGAUCUCAAGUCCCUCGACAGCUUCCUCCGAAGCGAGGAAGAGAAGCAGCACCGUGCCCAGCUGGGAGGCUCCGACUCCAGCUCUCCUUCCAGCAGCCCAACCUUCUGGAACUACAGCCGCUCCAUGGUGGACUACGCACAGAUGCUCAGGAAAUUCCAGUACCAGCCGGCAUGCAGGUCCCAGGCCCCCUCGGCCCACAAAGAUGAAGCUGACCUGAGCUCCAAGCAAGCUGCGGAAGAGGUUUGGGCUCGCGUGUCGAUGAGCAGACAACUGCUUGAUCACAUGGACUCUUGGACGGCUAAAUUUAGAAACUGGAUCAAUGAGACCAUUUUGGUGCCUCUUGUGCAAGAGAUGGACUCCGUGAGCACUCAGCUGCGGAGAAUGGGGUGUCCGGAGCUGCAAAUGGGAGCAAGAAAUAGCCACUCGAGACGAGCAGCGCGCCACUGUGAGGGCCCCUUGGAUCGCCGAGGCGUUUCUCGGUUCAGGGGCUUACGGUCUUGCAUUUCUGCAGACGCCAGUAUCAGCAGCCUGAAGCAAGCAGCCCUGGUGAAAGCUCCACUCAUUCCUACGUUGAACACGAUAGUGCAGUACCUGGACCUCACACCAAACCAGGAAUACCUGGUUGAAAGGAUCAAAGAGCUUUCUCAAGGAGGGUGUAUGAGCUCAUUCAGGUGGAAUCGAGGCGGGGACUUCAAAGCACGCAAGUGGGACACUGAUUUGCCAACGGAUUCUGCCAUCGUUAUGCACGUGUUCUGCACAUACCUCGACGCCAGGCUGCCCCCGCACCCAAAAUACCCGGAUGGCAAAACCUUCACCUCCCAACAUUUCAUUCAGACGCCUGAUAAGCCAGACAUUUCAAACGAGAACUUGUUCUGCAUCUACCAGAGCAGCAUCAGCCCUCCUCACUAUGAGCUUAUUUACCAGCGGCAAGUCUACAACCUGCCCAAGGGCAGAAACAACUUGUUCCACACCUUGCUUAUGUUCCUGUACAUCAUAAAGACCAAAGAGUCGGGGAUGCUCGGGCGGGUCAAUCUCGGCUUAUCUGGCGUGAACGUUCUGUGGAUUUUUGGAGACUAGUUGAGUUGCCAUUCACCUUGAUAGAACUUCUGUUGGACAUUGAGACUCGCCCCUCCACCUGCCGAGGGAAGACGAUCCAACAGCUCGCAGGACUUACUAGCUUGAAAAACAUGGUUUGGAUAUAAAGUGGGGUUUUUAACCAUACUGGAUGAAUCUGAAGUAAUUCUAGCGUUGAACUCCAGGGUUUCUGCACAGUGUCUUAGCAGGAAAGGCCUGUUGCUCAGAAUGAACUGAAUUUCCCAUCUGGAGAGAUCAUUCUUGCUCCCGUUGGCUCCCGGACAGAAGAGCAAAAGACACGUUGAAGGGACCUGAUUUGCCACACUCCAUCCAUCUCAGGAGCUUCGCACAACGUGGUGCCAAGUAAUGAAUUAGCACUACUGAACUGGAUCUUGCCAGUCCAAGUGGGUGUGUUUGUUGCUAGUUGCCGCUUCUGUACACUAGAAAAGAAAAAUCACAGCAGGCCAUUGGAGCGCAAGGACCUAAAGCACAGGGAGAGGAAAACCUCGGCAUUCUGCAGGGUCCCCGUUCUGCUGGCCAGAAAGGUAAUGCUCCUUGCACCACCCCUGCCUCAGUUCUUUGCCCUGUGUUACGGUUCCUUCUUUUUAAAGUGGCAGCAUUUGUACCUCUUCCAGUGACAAAAGUCUAGUCUCGUUUGGGCUGAGAAUACUCCAAGCAAAAAUGUAAAGCAAAAAAUAGCAGCCAUACCUCACGGCCUGGUUUGGCUCUCUCAGGAUUUUGAGCCUUUGUUUCUGUUUGAGGCUCCCUGCUUGUUAUGGGAAUCGUUUCCUCAUAACCAGGUUCUAGCUCUCUGAGAGGGUCCAUCUAGCUUUCUUCAACAAAACACUGAAAGGACGCGCUAUUUGUCCAUUGACGGGUGCUUGGGUCAACUGUCCUGCCCUGUCACACCGACCACCAGGAGCCACACAACUGAAUUUCCUGCUGCCACCCCAGCAAAGUGCCUUGUGGAUCCCAAACUGCUCGGGGGGGGGGGUUGCCUGUGUGUAACUGUGGGUGACGGGGAAAGCACUAAGCAUUCCUGAGCAGAUUCCGUUUCUCUGGAUAUCGCAGAAGGCUGCAUACUGUGCCCCAGGACUUCCUGGCAGGCCAGCAUGAGGUGGGGCCACCGCACCGCUCGAGUCAUGCCACCGGGCUCUGCGCAGGAGGGAUUCGCCAUGGCAUGUGGGCACCUUGUGCUACCAACAACUGUGCAUCUGCUCUACUGGAAAGGAAACGGCUGCUGCAGCAAUUGUAACAUCUUUUUAAAAUGUUGGUUUCCCAUGUGAAAAACCUCCCUGAAAGCAACGCUUGCAUGCGCAUCUUCUUACCAGAGCAUUUGGCAGGGUUUUCAACAGAUGACUUUCAGAAAGCAGCUGUUUUCUAGCCAUCAGCAGCAAAUAGAAUGAUUUAUUCCUAUACGUUGGCAUCUAGGAAACUGCAGCCCUGAACCUCUUGCUUCUGAGGCCUUUGGCCGGAACGCAGUUCUGUACAGCACUACUUAGAAAAAUGUUGACUCGCCCAGUCAAGAUCUGCCUUGCCCCCAUUCUUCCCUCGACAAUGUGUGAUUGUACUCUAUUUGCGAGCGGAGGAGACGGCCCGGGCUGGCUUGUGCGCCCUUUGUUUUUAAAGUCCCGUCACCGACAGUGCGUCUCGCAUUUUCUCCUACACGACCAUGCUUUCCUCAGGGAGUUGAGACCUUCGUUGCUAUCUCGGUGCUGUCAUUAAACAGAUUAAUUUCGGUUACAAUGUAUUGCGGUGUGUGUGUGUGUGUGUGUGUGUGUGUGUGUGUGUGUGUGCAUGGGCCACAGUUUGCAUUCGGGGUCAUUCUCUAACCCCUGGUCUCCUGCUUUAAGGCCUCCCCCUUUAUGCACCUAAUCAGCUAGCAUCUUUAAGGUGCUACCAGUAUGAGUUAUUUCAUUUAGCUAACUACAGAGAACGUCCCAGUCCCCCAGAUUUCUGCCUGCCUACCCAGCCUCGCAGUUUGUCUAGUGAAAAAUGUGCAAGAAUCGUUCCUUUCUGAGCCACACGCAGGUGGACGGGCCGUUCCCCGCCCCGCGUCCCCCAUGCAGUGGAACGAAGGCGGUUAACAUCGGCCUCUCCAGCGCAGCCAGCCUCAGCUGCAGAGUGGCCUCUGUGGGGUAGCUGGCCAGCGGUGCAGCUGCAACACCCGCCAGUUGAACCCGAGCCGCGGCCUUUGUUGCUGCGUGUGGCAGCUCUCCCCACAGUUCUGUGCUGCCCUCGAUGGCUGCCAUGUUUCCAGCAGCAGCAUGCGCUUGAACAGCCCCUGUGGUGCCUUGUUCUCCGCUAAAUACGCGUCUCUUGACUAUUUCAGUCCUCUUUACUUCCAAGGGGAUAGCCAGGAUUUGUGGUUGCAAGGCAAGUUUUCGGAAACUUUGGCAAAUAUAUGCAGAGGCCAGAAGGAAAACCUCCAUCUCGAAACACAGGUUGUCAGAAGCUGACUAUAGGGAACAAUUGCCGAGUGUAAAUUUCACAUCAAGUGCAGCUCAUCUCACUGUGGUUUUCCACCGCUGGUCUUUGUAAACAUGAAGCACAAACCAAGCACCCGGUUGUGGUCUUAGAAAAGAAAACUAAAAAAAAUCAUCUCUCUGCCGCACAAAAGCUACAGAAGCCCUUUAGCUGAAUGCCUUGACCUGGUUUGCAUAUUUAUUUCAUUUCUGCAUAUAAUAACCCAUGGUUUAUUUAUCCCAUAAGUUACUGAAUUCUGGGUUGUCGUGAUAAGCAAACUGAGCCAAGCUAAACACCACAGUUUGACCACAACAGCCCAGAAAGAAAAUCCAGGGGUGGUUGUUGGGUUGCGAAUUCUGGAUUGUUUUAAAUGGGUUGCUACGUGUAAACCCAGAACCAUUGGUUGUUCCUGGGCUGUUUCACCAGGCUGCAUAGGUUGCAGGCACGAGUGGCAAAUAGAGUUUUCUACAUGCCUAAUUCUGCAUUACCAGAAAGACUUUUGGGAUAUGGGAAGGGAGGGGAGAAACAACCUAGCAACGGGGGAAAGAAGGUUUGACGGGCAGACAAACGAUGCCUCGGUGCUGUGCCUGAACGAUUCUUCGGCCUGUGCACGCUCGUAACAGUUUUGCUGGUGCUCAGAUGCACCCCUGAGAGGUCACUCACUGGUCAGUCGAGUUGGAAGAAUUAUAGGCACAGGCCUAGCUGUCCUCGAAAAUUCCUUCCUAAUGAUCUUUCAUACAAAGCUGUAGAGCAUAUGAGCAAGACAAAAAAGAGUGUAAACGAAAAGCUUAGUGUAAAAGGGCAAUUCAGUCUACGGUCAUGCAAAUAAUGACCCGAGAAAACUGAAAUGCUGUAUGCAAAUGCUAUAGACAAGUGUUGUAUAUAGCGGUGGAUUUCUUGUUGGCUUCUGUACAUUAAGGGUUCACACACAGAUCUCAGAGACUGUUAACUGAUGAUUGUGGGGGAAAUUUCCUGCCCGUCCCACUACAGUCGGAGGCCGGGUACUCAAGGGCAGGAUUAUGGUGUGCGAGUUCACUUCUGUAGCCUCUAGCGAGGCUCUCGGUAUUAAGUUAACCUGCACUCCUACCAGGACAAAGCAACUGUUGUGUGUGAUGAUGUUCAUCCAUCGUUUUUGAUGUGUGCAAACAGAGUGACUGCAACGCUAUGCACCAACACGUGAGAGAGAUUUUGGAGACAGUGCGCUGUAGUGGUUAGAGCAUUGGACUGGGACUUUGGAGACCGGGAUUCUCGUCCCCGCUCAGCCCUGAAGCUCUCUGGGUGUCUUUGGGCCGUCACAGACUCUCAAGCCUAAUCUACCUCACGGGAUUGCUGCGAGGAUAAAGAGAUUUAAAUGUUUAAACAUUUUAAAUUUUGUAUUAAAUUUUACGGUAUCUGUUCUGUGUUUUAUCAUUUCAUCAAAAAGAACCUGGGCAGCCCUCUGAGUGGGAUGGUGUCACGUGGUGUCCUGCAAGAGCAGGGGGUUGGACUGGAUGGCCUUCAUGGCCCCUUCCCACUCUUCCACGAUUCUAUGAGUUUUCACAUGUUGCUAGCCGCCCAGAAAGUUUUGCCUAUUGGGCAAUAUAUGAAUAAAACAAUAUACAUUUCUUUACGCAAGGCAAUGUAAGAUA
Molecule: messenger RNA, 8628 nt
Organism: Varanus komodoensis (Komodo dragon)
Lineage: Eukaryota; Metazoa; Chordata; Lepidosauria; Squamata; Varanidae
Gene: TMEM209
Product: transmembrane protein 209
Exons: 15
Coding region: 2735-4537 (600 amino acids)
Cellular component (GO): membrane
Source: RefSeq, a predicted model, not a curated record